AUGAGGAAUUCUAAAGAGGUGUGGACAUAUCUCCAAAAAAUGGAUGAGGGACACAAAGGAGUAAAAGGAGAAGCCGGAGAGCCUGGUAAACAAGGACAUAAGGGUGUGGAGGGAGAUCAGGGGGGCCCUGGAGAGGUUGGAUCAAGGUUCAUCUGUACGUCCAAUCAAUGUGGUCCACAGGGAAUUCGAGGUGCCACUGGAAUUAUGGGCUCUAAAGGAGAAAUGGGGCCUCGAGAUGUUGAUGGUGACCUGGGACCUCAGGGUGUUGCAUGGGCCAUGUUAAGUUCUCUAAAAACUUCCUGUGCUGGGGAUCGAAGCCAGAGGGGCAUGAUGGAAGAAACUGGCCCUAAAGUUGAACAGGGACCUCAAGAGCAGAGAGGCAUCACCGGUCUUCCAGGCCCAAACAGAGAUAGCGGUUUGCCAGGUGUGGAUGGACAUAAGGGAAUCGCUGGCAUGCCAGGCACUAAGGGAGAAACCGGAAGCACUGAAAAGACUGAAACCCCAGGGGAGAUUGGCCUUCAAGGACUUCCUGGUUUACCAGGAAGCCCAGGGGCAAAAGGUGCAUCUGGAGAAAAGGGUAAUGCUGGACAACCAGGCCUCAUUGGCACUAUGGGAUCUAUAGGCAUACAGGGUGAGCGAGGACAACGAGGAGAGCUUGGGCCCGCUGGGCCUAUUGGACAACCGGGAGACAGAGAAGAGCAGGGGCCACCUGGACCAAUGGGAAAACCAGGAGCUAGGGGUGCUAAAGGAGACUUGGGUUUGCCUGGGCUUCCUGGAAAACCAGGCAUGCCAGGUGAAAAAGGGGAGAGGGGUGAAGCAGGUGAACUGGGACCAAAGGGAGAACAGGGAUAUCAAGGCACAGAGAGAACACCAGGAGACAAGGGAGAUGUUGGUGACCCUGGCCAAGCUGGAGCUAAAGGUGAAGUUGGUAACCAGGGGGAGCCGGAUAAGAUAGGCCCUAAAAGUGCCCGUGGGCAGCCUGGCAUCGAGGGGCCUCCUGGUAGUCCUGGACCAGGUGGCAUGCAAGGGAACAGAGGGGCACCCAGACCUCGUGGCACCCAAGGGCCAGCUGGUAAAGAUCCAAGCGUUCAAAACAUCAGACAAGUCUGCAUGCGCAUGAUGCAAGAACAGCUGGCCCAGUUGGCUGCCAGUCUGAGGAAACCAGAGUCUGGUGCGGCCGAACUGCCUGGCAGGCCUGAUCCCCCUGGUCCUCCAGGACCUCCAGGUGAAAACAGCUUCCCUGGGCAAGCUGGUGCAAGAGGACUCCCCGGACUCAAAGGGCCUCCAGGCCUCCUGGGUCUCAAAGGGCCAAAAGGUGAGAUGGGAGACAGAGGGGAUAUAGGACCUACAGUUCGAGGACCCAAAGGCAUGCCAGGACCUCCUGGCUUACCAGGUGAACCAGGAAAACUGGGAUAUGGUAAUGACAGGCAUGAUGGGGAGCGGGGUCCACCUGGUGUCCCGGGACAGCCUGGCAUCCCUGGCUCUCCUGGUCCAGCCGGCCCUCCUGGUUACCGCGAUCCUUCAGCCUGUAAUCUCAGUGCAGGUGCCGCACAUCAGUCUCUUAAAGUCUCUAGCAUGAAGGGACCAGGCGGUAACUACAACUGCAAUGUUGGAACAUCAGUAUCGUGUGGAUUCAAAUAG
Molecule: messenger RNA, 1641 nt
Organism: Xyrauchen texanus (razorback sucker)
Lineage: Eukaryota; Metazoa; Chordata; Actinopteri; Cypriniformes; Catostomidae
Product: collagen alpha-1(IX) chain-like
Exons: 22
Coding region: 1-1641 (546 amino acids)
Source: RefSeq, a predicted model, not a curated record